This is a messenger RNA of Haliotis rufescens (red abalone), 2285 nucleotides long. RefSeq names its product methanethiol oxidase-like. Lineage: Eukaryota; Metazoa; Mollusca; Gastropoda; Lepetellida; Haliotidae. Gene Ontology annotation, molecular function: selenium binding; protein binding. The record is from RefSeq and is a predicted model, not a curated record. Bases 72 to 1565 code for a protein of 497 amino acids. The transcript has 11 exons.
GACCCCUUGGUUCAGCCUGCUCUGGAAAAAAGGUCAAGGCGACUGUGCGGUCCUGUCUGACAAUCGCAACGAUGACGGAAGAGGCAGGGCGACGAUUGAAGCAGCUCCAGACAGUGUUACAACCUAGCACUGGUGGAUGCAGCAUACAGACACAUGUGACAGCAGAAUGCUGCAAGGGGCCGGGGUAUGCCACGCCCCUGGAUGCUAUGAAAGGCCCCAGGGAGAGGCUCGUGUACAUCCCGUGCAUUGUCCCCGAGAAAGAUCGACCUGACUACCUUUCUACAGUCGAUGUAGACCCUGAAUCGCCUACUUAUUGCCAGGUGAUCCACCGUCUAUAUAUGCCCUAUGUUGCUGAUGAACUUCACCACACUGGUUGGAAUGCGUGCUCCAGUUGCUAUGACGAUGCCAGUAAAACACGGAACCGGAUGGUGCUCCCCUGCAUCAACAGUGACAGAGUGUAUAUAGUAGACACAGGUACCUACCCGAGGAGCCCGUCCAUUCACAAGAUCGUUCAGCCCUCUGAGGUUCACUCCAAGACAGGCCUGGGCGCGCCCCAUACCACCCACUGUCUUGGGUCAGGUCACAUCAUGAUCAGCUGUAUUGGCAAUCAGAACGGAGACGGAAAUAGUGGCUUCUUCCUGUUGGAUGGGUCGGACUUCCGUGUCCUCGGCAAGUGGGAGAACUCCCCUGCCCCCGAUUACGGCUACGACUUCUGGUACCAACCGAGACACAACGUCAUGCUCAGCUCCGAGUGGGGAGCUCCGAAUGCUUGGAGAAGCGGAUUCAACCCACAGCAUGUGAAAGACGGUCUGUACGGUCACAGUAUUCACGUGUGGGACUGGACGACACACGAGCGCAUUCAGACACUUGACCUCGGAGAGGAGGGCAAGAUCCCACUGGAGAUACGGUUCCUCCACAACCCGGACACCACAGAGGGGUAUGUGGGGUGCGCGCUCAGCUCGACAGUGUUCCGAUUCUUCAAACUCCCGAAUGGGAGAUGGGACAGCGAGAAGGUGAUCACUAUUCCCAACAAAACAGUGGAGGGGUUCGCCCUGCCCCAGCUGCCUGGUCUGAUAACUGACAUAAUACUCUCCCUGGAUGACCGAUACCUCUACUUCAGCAACUGGCUCCACGGGGACAUCAGGCAGUACGACAUCACCGACAGGAGGAACCCAAAACUGGUUGGGCAGGUAUUUCUUGGCGGCAUGAUAUGCAAGGGAGGUGACAUCACAGUGACACACGACCCAGAGGGCCAGGGUCAGCCCGACCCAGUGUUUAUCCGCACCAAGAGGCUGGAGGGAGGCCCUCAGAUGUUGCAGCUCAGUCUGGAUGGGACACGCCUGUACGUUACAACGUCCCUCUUCAGCGCCUGGGACAAACAGUUCUACCCAAAUAUGAUCAAAUCGGGAUCAAUGUUCCUGAUGAUCGACGUGGAUACAGUCAAUGGAGGGCUGAAACUGAACCCAGACUUUGCAGUCGACUAUGGGCUGGAACCUGCCGGACCAGUGUUCGCCCACGAAAUUCGGUACCCGGGUGGAGACUGUACGUCCGAUAUCUGGCUGUAAAUCCUACCAGUCGUCCUUGAUAUUAUCACAUGCGCAAUACUGGACCAGACACACAGAUUUAGUUAUUUUCAUAGACUUAGUUGUGUGCAUGUUUGUGUCAAUAAAUCCUCGGACAAUAUAGGAUUGAUCACUAACGAUGAUGUAACAAUGUUAUGUAGAAACUAAUAAAGAUUGAUAAAGAACAUAUUCACAACUAAAGGUAUCCUGAGCAUCAGUACAUUGAGGAUGUCACACACACACACACACACACACGCACGCACGCACGCACGCACGCACGCACGCACGCACGCACGCACGCACACACACACACACACACAUAAACACACUCACACACAGAGGGAUAACACUGUAAGCAUGUGUAUGACUUCGAAUAUGUACAUUUUAUUCAAUGAGGAUGUCUUACACACACACACACACACACACACGCACACACACACACACACACACACACAUAAACACACUCACACACACACACACACACACACACACACACACACACACACACACGCGCACACACACACACAUAAACCCACACACUCACACACACACACACACAGAGGGAUAACACUGUAAGCAUGUGUAUGUCUUCGAAUAUGUACAUUAUAUUCAUUACUGCAUGUUAGUAACUCUCAUUUAUUUCAUGUAAACGCAACAACUUACAGAAACGUUUUCUGUGCAUUGAAUAACACCAUGGUUAAAUAAAGAAAUAUUAAUUGGGAA